This is a messenger RNA of Microdochium trichocladiopsis, 1497 nucleotides long. RefSeq names its product glycoside hydrolase superfamily. The coding region runs from base 1 to 1497 and encodes 498 amino acids. Gene Ontology annotation, cellular component: extracellular region; fungal-type cell wall; cell surface. Gene Ontology annotation, molecular function: 1,3-beta-glucanosyltransferase activity; glucan endo-1,3-beta-D-glucosidase activity. The transcript has a single exon. The record is from RefSeq and is a predicted model, not a curated record. NCBI's taxonomy places the organism in Eukaryota, Fungi, Ascomycota, Sordariomycetes, Xylariales, Microdochiaceae. Gene Ontology annotation, biological process: cell wall organization.
AUGAAGUCGACCUUUGCCGCCGCCGCGGCCCUCGUCGGUGGUGUCAGCGCCGCUGCCCACGGCCACGGCCACGCCGCCUUCCACGGCCACGCCGCCUUCCACGGCAUCGAGAAGCGCAUCGCGGCCGACAACGGCACCUGCGGCUGCACCACCAUCUACACCACCUACCACGGCAAGCCCACCACCAUCUGGCCCUCGGCUCCCCCAGCCCCGACCACGACCUACACCCCGGCCACCGUCCCGACCCCGAUCGUGCACUCGUGCCCGACCACCGGUGUCUACACCUUCCCGGCCGAGAUCGUCACCCUCACCGAGACCACCACCAUCUGCGUGUCUGCCACCGCCAUGACCACGGCCACCGUCCCCUGCACCACCUACGCCCCGGGUACUUACACUGCCCCCGCUGUCAUCACGACCGUCACGGACACCAAGACUGUCGUCACCUGCCCCUUCGACAUCCCGACCAGCACCCCGGCUCCUCCUCCGCCUGCUCCCACCUACGGCGCCGUCCAGUACGAGGCUCCUCCCCCUCCUCCUCCGGCCGAGACCUACGUCGCUGCUCCUCCUCCUCCGCCUGCCACCUAUGCCCCGGCCCCCCCGCCCGUGGCUUCCCCGCCGUCCAACGGCCCCGGCUACACUCCCAAGCCCCCGACUGGCGGUCUCGGCGGUAACACUGCUGGCAAGCCCUGGGCUAUCACCUUCACCCCUUACCUUCCUUCGGGCGGUGGCUGCAUGACCCGCGAGCAGGUUGACGCCAGUAUCGCUGCCAUUGCCGGCUCUGGCAUCACCACCAUCCGCACCUACUCCACCGACUGCGACACCCUCUCCUUCGUUGGUGACGCUUGCAAGAAGCACGGUGUCAAGAUGAUCAUUGGUGUCUUUGUUGACAAGCCCGGCUGCCAGGCCGACCACCCCUCCAUCUCUGAGCAGAUCGAUGCCAUUGCCGCCUGGGCUCAGUGGGACAUUGUUCCUCUUGCCGUCCUCGGUAACGAGGCCAUCAUCAACGGCUUCUGCACUCCUGCCCAGAUCGCUACCCUGAUCCAGACCGCCAAGAGCAAGUGGCCCGGCUACAAGGGUCCUUACACCACCGCCGAGACCGUCAACAUCUGGCAGCAGAACGACGCCAAGGCUGCCCUCUGCGGUGCCGUCGACGUCGUUGGUGCUAACGCCUGGGCUUUCUUCAACCUCGCCACCAGUGCUGCCAAUGCCGGCAAGUUCGUCAAGGGCCAGCUCGACAUCAUCAGCAGCGUCUGCCCUGGCAAGAGCGGUUACGUCCUCGAGACCGGCUGGCCCUCGGCUGGUAACGCCAUGGGUGCUGCCGUCCCCGGCCCCUCUGAGCAGGCUGCUGCCAUCAAGUCCAUCAUCCAGGAGUGCGGUGACAAGGUUGUUGUCCUCUCUCCUUUCAACGACAGCUGGAAGGAUGGCUCCACUGCCUGCGCCUGUGAGCAGCACUUCGGUGUCAGCAGUAUCAUCAACAUCGCUGGCCUUCCCUUCUAA